AAAAAGCUACAGAGAGUUGCGCUGUGUUACACAAGUUGACGUUUGCCAGGAAAUCUAAUCCUGUCAUAAAACAAGACACACAUAUAAAAUAAAAAACCUUGGAUGUUUGAUUGUACUUAUUCACCUUAAGGCAGUUGGAAAACAGGGAAGUCUGCAUUCUGAUUCUGUGAGGAAGUGAUUAUUUAAGGUGGGAACUUCCUGAAUUUGUUACUCAUUUUCUCAGUUAUAUGAAGGGCAAUAUGGAUAUAAAAACUGAAACUCUUAGUCUGAAUAAUCCUUUAGAUGGAGAUGCCCCUGGCACAGGCUGAGCACAGGUGAGGUGGGUCCUGGUGGGUGGAGAAGGCAACACAAUCCACUUCUGAAAAAAUAAUGAGUAGUCAGUGGAGCAUUGAGUGGAGUAAGCAGAUAACUCCGUUCUUGUUGAAGGCAUCAGUCAUGCUGGAGUGCCAAGGCAGAGGCAGGAGAGAGGUGUUUGGAGAAGGGGUGAGGAUGGUGAAAAGUUGCAGGUGCCUGAGAAGGAAGUGAGGGGAAUGGGAUGCUAUAUGUAACCAUUUUAAAACCAAAAUCAGUUAUAAACAGAAGAAAUUUUUAAUGUUUCCUGUGUUGCAGUUAAACCAUAAGAACAUUGACACUUGGAUGCAGGGGCUAAGUGAAAGGGAAAUUCAGAAUAUUAAUCUCAGGAAAAAAAUACUUGAAAGGGAGAAACAGAUUAAAGAACUUUCAUCCAUGCUUCAGUGUGAAAAACUCAACAUACAGAAAAGAGACCACCUGUCAAGGUCAGUAAAGGAAGUACAAGCUCACCUGCAGUGUCAGAUUGAAAGAAAAGAAGCAGAAAACAAUGAAUUAAAAGUGAAAAUACAGACUCUAGAAAACAAAAUUGCAGAGUGGAAACACAAAAUUGGUGAAUACAAGUGCCAGAAGUUAGCCUUAAAGGAAACAAGUGAGCAAAAGAAGAUUGCUCUGAAAAAAGCAUUAAGGUCCCAGAAACAAAGAGCUCAACGCUUAGAAGAAGCUGUGAAAGAUGUAACCCCUAAAAUAAGAGAACAUGAAGUCAAACUGUGUGAAAUACUGUCAGCCUCUGAUGUCUGGAAAAAACAGCAUGGUAGAAUAGCUGAAGAAAAGAAAAUGUUAGAAGUUCAAAUAGAAGAUCUUGAGAAUGAGAGUUUUGGAAGCAUUGUGUAUUAUAGAGAACUUGUUGCCUGUCUAACAAGUCAGAUCAGAGGCCUGAUGGAAGAUGUGGAAAGAAGGGAGGAACAGAGGAGAAACUCAGAAGAGGAAAUUCUUGGAAAGCUAAAUUCUUUUAACUCUGAAAAUGAAAAGAUUUACCUUGAAAACAAAAAAUUAAAGGCUUCCCUUGCUACACUGGAGAAAAGUACAGAGUCUGUUGAAUAUGAGUUGCUACAUCUGCAAGAAAAAGUAAAGCUGCAGGAAAACCUUGUAGAACAGCAUAAAAAUGAGGUACAAAAAAGACAAAUUGCAGUAGAAGAAUUGAAAUCCAGAUAUGAAACAGUCUUAAAUGAAAACAAAAAAAUAACAGAAACCAAAUGCUUAGAAGCAGAUAAGGUGAGGGACAAAACAGAGGCUGAGUUAAAGGAGUUGGAACAUGUUUGUGACUUGCUGAAAGCAUCUGAGGAAAACCAGCAAAAGCUUCUGUCCUGGGAAAUGAUCCGUGCACACAAAUGCAAAACCCUUAGGGAGCUGGAGCUUCAGGAUAACCAUAGUGUAACUUCUAUGGGCAAUCUUGGCUUAGAAGAAGAGAUCUGUAACAUUCAGAAGAUAUACAAAGAUCUUCAAAGGCAAUUAGGAGAGGUGGAAUAUCAGAAUGAAGAACUUGCUUAUCAGCUCAGAAAAGAAGAUGAGAAUCUUCAGAGCAGUAAAUUGCAGCUUGAAGAGAAAAUUGCAGAAUAUAAUGCAUUAACCAGACAACUUGAAUCUGCUUUGGAAGAAGGGAGAAAAAUGGUAGCUGAAGAACAGGAAAAAAUGUCAUUUAAGGAACAAGCCUUUCAGACAAAGCUGCUGCUUCUUGAAGCUGAAGUGAGAAAGAGGCAAGAAGAAAAAAAACAACUCCUCUGCUUAUUUCACCAGAAUGAAAAGCACCAUGAAGUACACUUGAAGGAGCUGGAGAACACCUUACAGAAGUCAGAGAACGAGAACCAGAGCAUCCAGAAUUAUGUGCAGUUUUUGAAAGAUGCAUAUGUAACAAUAUUUGGCUGAAUUCUUUAAUCUAGUUUAUAGUGAAGAAACCCAUGAAGAUUGGACUCCCAGUCUUGUGGGAGGUGAAGCCAUUGAGUCCUUACACUAUUUUGCCAGUUUGAGUUCUAUAAUGUUAAUGUUAAUCCUUCCCUAGGAAAACAUCUGCUGUGGGCAAGAGGAGCAGGUCAGCCAUUGCUGUGUAUCCGAGUGCCUGGUGACACCGGAGCUGAUAUUCCUGACAGAACCAUUGUGUCACCCAUGGCACAGCAGUGCACAGGCCGAGUGCACAACAGCAGCAGCAGGUGCGUGGGUGGGGUAUGCACACAAAAUUGGGCUGUAGAAUCUUACCUGAGUCCUUUUAGUCCAUGGUGAGUGCAGAUGAUCACAGAUUAUCUUUCAAUUCAAUGAGAUCUAACCUAUUAAGACAGGCAAAAAUUGAGAUCGUUAGAUCCCUUCCUUUUUUCCCCCUGUAGUUAGCACCAGUUUAGCCCACACUGCUGCUCUACGUGGGAGUUGCCACCACAAGGCUGUCUCACCUAGCCAUUUUCCUCUACAUCUCAUUAUGCUCAGGAAUAUACUAUAGUAAUAAUUUAUAAACAGAAGUUGGAAAAUCUUUCCGAUACAGGUAUAGUUUGAGCUCUGGAUGUGCUGACCUACUCUGGUGACACAGCUCCAGUAAGAUAUUUAAAUAUUUAUCUGAGUUCAAAGGUUGUUGUUCACCAAGAUUGACUUGUGCCUCAGGUAAAACACAUGCAAAUAUUCAGCUGAUACAGGACUAAUACAAAAAAUAAUUCUGGAUUUAGUUUCAGUUGUAAAUUCUAAUUAGUUUUGUAGAUAUAUGCUGUGAUAUGUUUUUCAAAAAUAGUACCUUCAAAUAAAUAUUUGUGAUUUACAAUAUGUACUUAAAUAAUAUAUAUUUUUGACUAAAACCAUAAGUUUGUUCAUGCAUAGACAAUACCAAUUCCGUUUCAUUGUUAGUUAUUAGUAAUGUGUUCAAUAUGGACCUUUUUGUUUUUGCAAAUGCUAAUCUAUCUUAUACUGAUGUGUGGUAAUGAUAUACUUCUGUGCACUUUUUAAAAAUAAAAUUGUCAUUU
Prinia subflava (tawny-flanked prinia) is the source of this 3287-nucleotide messenger RNA. RefSeq names its product outer dense fiber of sperm tails 2 like (gene ODF2L). The record is from RefSeq and is a predicted model, not a curated record. Gene Ontology annotation, biological process: negative regulation of cilium assembly. The transcript is spliced from 13 exons. Bases 592 to 2214 code for a protein of 540 amino acids. Gene Ontology annotation, cellular component: centrosome; ciliary basal body. Lineage: Eukaryota; Metazoa; Chordata; Aves; Passeriformes; Cisticolidae.